AUGGACAUUCAGAUUCUCUCUGAUUUGCACCUCGAAUCUCCAAAGGCCUACGAUCUGUACAACAUCCCUCCAAAGGCACCAUAUCUUGCCCUCCUCGGCGAUAUUGGGAAUGUCGUUGCCCACAAGGAUGAUAUUCUCACUUUCCUGAUGAGACAUCUUCGUCAAUUCAAGACUAUUCUUUUCGUUCCAGGGAAUCACGAAGCAUAUCACUCGAGCUGGGGGGAAACAAUUGCUGUUCUUCGUGAAUUUGAGGAACGGGUCGAACACGACGCUUCACUUGGCCAAUUUGUGGUGCUUGAUCGCGGGACAUAUCGUCCCCCAGGGUUAGAUACUGUCAUUCUGGGCUGCAGUCUCUUCUCUCAUGUCCCUAGAGAAAGCGAGAUGGCUGUGGAAAUGGGUCUGAAUGAUUUCUUUCUUAUUAAAGAUUGGACUGUGGCGGAUCAUAACAACGCCCAUCAGAGGGAUCUUACUUGGUUAAAUGACGAGGUAGCCAAGAUCGAGGACAACGACAGUGCCACCAACAUCAUCAUUCUUACUCACUGGAGUCCAUCUCGGCUUCCUGGUGUUACGGAUCCCAAACAUAUGGGAAGCCCUAUCACCAGCGGAUUUUCUACAAAUCUAACGAACGAAAGAUGCUGCAAUAGUACUAAAGUCAAGGUGUGGGCUUUCGGACAUACGCAUUAUAACUGCGAUACUGAGAUUGAGCGAGAAAAUGGCGCAGGGACGCUAAGGCUACUGGCUAAUCAGCGAGGGUAUUACUUUGCGCAGGCUGAUGGGUUUGAUGUUGAAAAGACUAUCCUAGUAUAA
This is a messenger RNA of Pochonia chlamydosporia 170, 807 nucleotides long. Its product is annotated as calcineurin-like phosphoesterase. The coding region runs from base 1 to 807 and encodes 268 amino acids. Lineage: Eukaryota; Fungi; Ascomycota; Sordariomycetes; Hypocreales; Clavicipitaceae. The record is from RefSeq and is a predicted model, not a curated record. Gene Ontology annotation, molecular function: hydrolase activity. The transcript has a single exon.